Macroventuria anomochaeta is the source of this 1743-nucleotide messenger RNA. Its product is annotated as Poly(A) polymeras-like protein. Gene Ontology annotation, cellular component: nucleus. The transcript has 6 exons. Bases 1 to 1743 code for a protein of 580 amino acids. Lineage: Eukaryota; Fungi; Ascomycota; Dothideomycetes; Pleosporales; Didymellaceae. The record is from RefSeq and is a predicted model, not a curated record. Gene Ontology annotation, molecular function: poly(A) RNA polymerase activity; RNA binding.
AUGGCGGAGACACAGCCCAAACAAUGGGGCGUCACGGCACCCAUCUCGACACAGCAGCCCUCGCCGGCCGAUCUGAAGCUGAAUGAUGAGCUUGUCGAAGAGCUCAAGCGCCAGAAUGUCUUUGAAAGCCCCGAGGGUUCUGACACGAGAGUACGGGUUCUCAGGCAUCUGCAGGAGGUCGUCAACAAGUUCUGCCAGCACGUCGGCAAACUCAAGGGUCUUCCGCAAUCGACCAUCGACACAAUGAGCGGAAAGAUCUUCUGCUUUGGCAGUUACGCGCUUGGUGUUCACGGGCCUUCCUCUGAUAUCGACACUCUUAUCGUUGCGCCCAAGUCAGUUUCCCUCAAUGACUAUUUCGAUCACUUCGAAGGCAUCUUCAGAGAGAUGUCUGACGAGAAGCUCAUCACCGAGAUGAAUCCUGUGCCCGACGCUUUCGUCCCGCUCAUCAAAAUGGAAUACUCUGGAGUCAGCAUCGAUCUUCUCUUCGUUUCGCUCCCCUCCAUGACGCAGAUACCAAAGGAUCUCGAGGGUGUUGACAAGAACAUGUUGCGUGGCCUUGACGACACAGCUAUGCGCAGUGUGAACGGAACUCGUGUCACACUGGAGCUCAUGCAGUCGAUACCUCAGAUCAAGAGCUUUCGACAUGCCUUACGAGCGAUCAAGCUUUGGAGUAACCAGCGAGGCAUAUAUGGAGCUGUGUUUGGAUUCCCGGGAGGUAUCGCUUGGGCCAUCAUGGUCGCUCGCAUCUGCCAGCUGUACCCAAUGGCGUGCGGUGCUACCAUUCUCACCAAGUUCUUCAGGCUGAUGGGCAAAUGGCCGUUCCCACGACCUGUCAUGCUGAAGAACAUCGAAGAAGGUACACUGAAUCUUCGUGUGUGGAAUCCGACGCAGUAUCCCGGUGACCGGGCCCACUUGAUGCCCAUCAUCACGCCUGCGUUCCCGUCUAUGUGCGCCACCCAUACGAUCAUGCACUCGACUUUGGACGUCAUGAGGGAGGAGUUCGAACGGGCUGAUCAGCUCAUCAACAGCGAGAACGGGAUACUUGAGGGCAAGAAGCAAUGGAAAGACCUCUUCCAAAAGCACACUUUCUUCACGAAGGACCACAAGUACUACUUGAGUGUCAUCGCGGCAAGCCGUACUGAGAAGGCGCACUCUACAUUCUCUGGACUGGUACAAUCCAAGUUCCGUUUGCUGUGCAAGAACAUCGAGGAUGGCCAAUGUGGUAUCGAAAUUGCGCGACCAUGGAUGAAGGGCAUCAACCGGUUCCAUCGAUACGAGAACGAAGAGCAGGCGGACAAGAUCAUUGUAGGAAGCACCGAAUUCCAGAUUCCGGCGUCAGAGGUCCCUGCUACUUCGGCCGCCGAAGAACCAUCGAAAGGCAUCAUGUACACCACGACUUUCUACGUGGGUCUCAAGUUGAAGCCUGAUGGCACCAAAUCGCUCGAUAUUUCUUACCCGGUGGGCGACUUCAGGAACCUCGUCGUAAGCAAUAACGGAUAUAAUGACGAGACCAUGUCCGUUCGUGUGGUUCACACUCGCAACACCCAACUCCCCGACGACCUGUUCAGCGAAGGCGAGACGCGGCCUCAGAAGCCCCCUAAGAAGGAGAAGAAGAGAGACGCGAACAAGGCUGCUAAGCGCCACUUUGCCGAGACAGGGCUCGACGACAGCGAACAUGCAACAGCAAAGCGCCAACAGUCCGAGCAUGCCACCAACGGAGUAUCUACGCCGACGGCAGCAUAA